Phycomyces blakesleeanus NRRL 1555(-) is the source of this 501-nucleotide messenger RNA. RefSeq lists its product as hypothetical. The coding region runs from base 1 to 501 and encodes 166 amino acids. Gene Ontology annotation, biological process: iron-sulfur cluster assembly. NCBI's taxonomy places the organism in Eukaryota, Fungi, Mucoromycota, Mucoromycetes, Mucorales, Phycomycetaceae. The record is from RefSeq and is a predicted model, not a curated record. The transcript is spliced from 2 exons.
AUGUCUCAAACACUUAUCAACGCCAACCCAACUGUAUACAACCUUACAAAAGCUUCUCGUCGUGAGACUGCCGAUGAAUAUGACGACAACAUUGAAGACCCCAUUGAUGCUCAAGAAGUGUUUGAUCUCAUUCGAUCCAUUUCUGACCCUGAACAUCCCCUCACCUUAGAGCAACUCAAUGUGACUCAGCAUCAGCAUAUUCAUGUAGACGACAAUCGUAACAGUGUCCAAGUUGAAUUCACACCUACGAUUCCUCAUUGUUCAAUGGCAACACUUAUCGGUCUCUGUAUCAGAGUCAGACUACUCCGCAGUCUACCUGAACGCUUCAAGGUUGAUAUUAGAGUACGUCAAGGAACCCACCAAUCUGAAACAGCUGUCAACAAACAAUUGAAUGACAAAGAGCGAGUUGCGGCUGCAUUGGAGAAUGGUCAUUUGUUGGAGGUAGUAAACCAAUGCCUAGCUACAGCUAACCUGCGUGGCCAUGAAGUUGCUAGCCAUUAG